This is a messenger RNA of Piliocolobus tephrosceles (Ugandan red Colobus), 942 nucleotides long. Its product is annotated as olfactory receptor 51A4-like. Gene Ontology annotation, molecular function: olfactory receptor activity; G protein-coupled receptor activity. Gene Ontology annotation, biological process: G protein-coupled receptor signaling pathway. Gene Ontology annotation, cellular component: plasma membrane. The record is from RefSeq and is a predicted model, not a curated record. NCBI's taxonomy places the organism in Eukaryota, Metazoa, Chordata, Mammalia, Primates, Cercopithecidae.
GGGAUGUCCAUUCUCAAUACCUCUGAAAUGGAAAUCUCUGUUUUCUACUUGGUUGGGAUCCCAGGUAUGGAACAUGCCAACAUUUGGAUCUCUCUCCCGAUAUAUCUCAUGUACACUGUUGCUAUCCUGGGGAAUUGUACCAUUCUAUUUUUCAUAAAAACAGAGCCUUCUUUGCAUGAGCCCAUGUACUAUUUUCUUUCCAUGUUGGCUCUCUCUGACCUAGGGCUGUCCCUCUCCUCUCUCCCUACCAUGUUAAGGAUUUUCCUGUUCAAUGCUCCAGGAAUUUCCCCUGAUGCCUGUAUUGCUCAAGAGUUUCUCAUCCAUAGAUUCUCAGCUAUGGAGUCAUCUAUACUUCUUAUAAUGUCCUUUGAUCGCUUCAUUGCCAGCAACCCCCUGAGAUACACUUCCAUCCUCACCAGUGCCAGAGUCAUUCAAAUUGGGCUUGCUUUUUCUCUCAAAAAUGUUUUGUUGAUCCUCCCAUUUCCUUUCACUCUGAAAUGUCUAAAAUACUGUAAGAAGAACCUCCUGUCCCAAUCCUACUGCCUCCAUCAAGAUGUCAUGAAACUGGUCUGCUCUGACAACAAGGUCAACAUCAUCUAUGGCUUAUUUAUGGCUCUCACAGGCAUCAUAGACUUGACAUUUAUUUUCACGUCCUACAUGUUGAUACUGAAAGCAGUGUUGAGCAUAGCAUCACAAAAGGAAAGGCUCAAGGUCCUCAAUACAUGUGUUUCCCACAUCUGUGCUGUGCUCAUCUUCUAUGAGCCCAUUAUCUCCCUAGCUGCCAUCUACCAGUUUGCCAAACAUAGUUUCCCAAUCACUAGGGUCCUCAUAGUUGAUGUUUUUCUGCUUGUGCCUCCCCUGAUGAACCCCAUUGUAAACUGUGUGAAGAGCCAGCAGAUAAGAAAUCUCCUCUUAGAAAAACUGUGCCAGAAGCAAAGCUGA